This is a messenger RNA of Corylus avellana, 591 nucleotides long. RefSeq lists its product as uncharacterized. The record is from RefSeq and is a predicted model, not a curated record. Lineage: Eukaryota; Viridiplantae; Streptophyta; Magnoliopsida; Fagales; Betulaceae.
AUGGCAGGGAGGGCAUCGUCGAACAACCAGAAGUUGAACUCUAAAGCUUUGGAUGGGAACGAGAUGGUGAUGGGUGUUGAGGUUUCUCAAAAGCCUGGUGUUGACCUCAUGCAGAACUGUGAUCUGCCUCCGCCCAUGAAGGUUUUUACGGGGUCGGAUACAACGGUCGUAUCGUCCAUGAAUAGGAUACUUAGCGUGACGACCACAGGGAAAGAAGACGAUAACGACGAGUUUCACGUGUAUAUUAGUGGCGGCGAGAAUGAGAAGUUGGAGCUUUUGAAGGCUUUGAGGCUGUCACAGACGCGGGCACGAGAGGCGGAAAAGAAAGCGGCAGCUCUGGUUAAAGAGAGGGAUUGUGUUUCCAAUGCUUUGCUUGAGGAGGCAACGCGGUUGUUUGCUUAUCGGCAGUGGGUGAGGUUGCUUGAGCUUCAAGUUACACAAAAGCAGAAGGGUUGUGGCUAUGGCGGAUUGUUGAAAGAGGAGGAUCAUGGGGGUGAGGGUGGGAGUGGUGUAACAUGGUUCAUGGCUUUCGCAUUUUGUUUGGGAUUUGUUGGCGUAGGCUUUGUAUUUGGCUGCAGAUACUUAUUUUGA